AUGUCUCUUGGAAGGAAGUUCAAGCUCAACUCGGGGUACGAGAUUCCAGCUGUUGGACUGGGAACUUGGCUCUCGAAACCCCACGAAGUCGAGAAUGCCGUCGAGGUCGCUCUGCGCGCUGGAUACCGUCAUAUCGACGCGGCUGCUUGCUAUCAGAACGAGAACGAAGUAGGGAACGGCUGGAAGAAGUCUGGCGUGCCUCGCGAAGAAAUUUUUAUCACCAGCAAGCUAUGGAAUACUCACCACCACCCAGACCACGUCCAAGAGGCCGUUGACAAGACUCUCCAAGACCUUCAGACCGACUACCUUGACCUCUACCUGAUUCACUGGCCUGUCGCAUUCGAACACACCAACGAGACCCUCACUCCCAUCGACCCCAAUACUAAGAGGUUCCGCCUGGUAGAUAUCCCCAUUGCCGACACCUGGGCUUCUCUGGAGAAACUGGUUGCAUCGGGCAAACUGCGAAGCAUUGGAAUCAGCAACUUCACCGUCGACAAGACCAAGGAGCUUCUCAAGACGGCCAAGAUCCCUCCGGCUGUCAACCAGAUCGAGGCCCAUCCGUACCUCCAGCAACCAGAACUAACCGAGUUCUUGAAAGAAAAGAAUAUCCUGCCUGUGGCCUACAGUCCCUUGGGUAACAAUAUCUUCGGGCUCCCUCGUGUCGUUGAUGACCAGACAGUGAGCCAGAUUGCCCAGAAGCUCAACAGAGAUCCAGCUGCCUUGCUCAUCUCCUGGGCCAUUCAGCGAGGGACCGCCGUGCUACCCAAGAGCGUCACUCCCUCGCGGAUCGAGAGUAAUUUCCAAGAUUUUGUCAUUCCCGAUGCUGAAUUCGAGGCCCUGAACAAUCUCGACCGUGCAGAGCGUUACAACUACCCAUUCCGCUGGGGGAUUGAUAUCUUUGGAGAACUUGGUGCUGACGAGGCGGAGAGAAGAGCUGAAGAGUCGGCUGCCAAGCAGAGGGCAUAA
This is a messenger RNA of Penicilliopsis zonata CBS 506.65, 966 nucleotides long. RefSeq lists its product as hypothetical. Gene Ontology annotation, cellular component: cytosol. The record is from RefSeq and is a predicted model, not a curated record. NCBI's taxonomy places the organism in Eukaryota, Fungi, Ascomycota, Eurotiomycetes, Eurotiales, Aspergillaceae. Gene Ontology annotation, molecular function: aldose reductase (NADPH) activity. The coding region runs from base 1 to 966 and encodes 321 amino acids. The transcript is spliced from 7 exons.